This is a messenger RNA of Harpegnathos saltator (Jerdon's jumping ant), 1400 nucleotides long. RefSeq names its product ACAT-related protein required for viability 1 (gene Arv1). The record is from RefSeq and is a predicted model, not a curated record. The coding region runs from base 366 to 1061 and encodes 231 amino acids. Gene Ontology annotation, cellular component: Golgi apparatus; cortical endoplasmic reticulum. NCBI's taxonomy places the organism in Eukaryota, Metazoa, Arthropoda, Insecta, Hymenoptera, Formicidae. The transcript is spliced from 4 exons. Gene Ontology annotation, biological process: sterol metabolic process; regulation of plasma membrane sterol distribution; sphingolipid metabolic process.
UUGCCAAAUACUAAGUUUUUAAUAAUAUAUGCCUAUUAAUAGAGUAAACGUGCUGCCACAUUCUUGUUGAAAAAGUUAAAAUCUGCAAAGUAAAGAUUGAUAUAUUUAUUAAAGAUUUUGUUUCUCUCAUUCCAUUGGCAGUGUAGUUGCAUAUGCAUAGAAAGCGCUAAUGUAGCGCCCACUGCUGAACUCAACAUAACCAAUACACGAUACGUGUACUAGUCGAGUGCAAGUCGGAAACUUGUGGCACUGAUCGGUAUAAAAUGUCUGCCGUCAUGUCUUAUUAACGGAAAUGAGGAAAGUGGCAAGAGUCAACAAAGUUUCACUAAAAUUAUUGGCGCAAAAAUAAUAUCCAAAUCUUCCUAAUGUAUGUUUGUAUUAAUUGUGGAGCUGAAUGCAAAGAGCUCUUUAGAAGAUACUGUCCUAGUGUUCUUAAAGUUCUAAAAUGUGAAGAAUGCGGCUUAUCAGCUGACAAAUACAUUGAAUAUGAUCCAGUUAUAGUUUUCGUAGAUUUAAUUCUGAUAGAAAAACCAGCUUAUAGACAUCUUCUGUACAAUAGCGAUUUUAAAUCAUAUUGGAAAUUGAGUGUUAUAUUAUGGUUAGCCGAAUCGUCGAGAGCUUGGUCUUCCUGUGAAACAAACAAGGCGGAAUUAACCGCAUCAAAAAUAGAUUUGGUUCAUAACGACGCGUUGCAAGAUGAAUGUAAUUUUUAUAAUUUGCUGUUACAUACCGCGUUAGCCUUCGCGGCAUUCGUUUGUGCAGUCGUUAUAGUAACUGAAUUAAAAUGGUUUAUUAUCCGUGAAAAACCGUAUAAAUAUAGCGUUAGAGAUUUAAGUUACGCUCUGAUAACUGGAGGCUGUGGUAAAUUGCUUGGAUUGUUGGGAAUAGUGUGGAGGCAUAUAGCUUCGGGUCCAUAUUAUAUUCUUAUUCAAGGUUACACAGUUUUAUGUCUUUUAACUGCAUACUCAGUUGUAUGCAAGACUGGAAAGGGAGGAUCUUUGAUUGGGUUAAUCUCUGGAUUUCUAUUGUAUGGUUACAUACAUAUGUACUUCCAUCUCUAAAUUGCACCUAGUUAUUCCCAAUAUCACUCUAAUAUGAACGUAUGACCGAUAAAACCAUAGUUUUUGAUCAAUUUCAAGCAUCUUUAACAGGAAGAACACUCCAGCCCAAAACUAGUCUGUCAAAACCGCAAGAAAAUAAAUUACAUACACUAUUAUCUUCCAACCAGGAGACAGAGCACACCAUUCUACGAUGACCCUGCAAAUACAUUACAUGAUUGUUUGAUCUAUUUGCUAAAGAAUCGGCUUACAAAUAAUAUAUUUGGGUAAAACAUCAAUGUUAAUUACUUUAAAUGGCUAAAGGGACAGAUGUUUAUACAAUAAAACAGGUGUUCAUAAUAA